AAUUUGACAUUUGUUUUUUAGGUUAUGUUUUUUAUAUUAUUUUGCUUCUGAAAUCCACAAACACUGAUAAAAAAAAACAUAAAUUUCUCCUCAUAUGUGAUAAUUAGAGUUUACAAAACAGACAUUGAUUGAAAUAUAUUCCAUAAAGCUUAAUUUUUUUAUGACAACAUGACACAUUUGGAACAGUUAGAAGAACUUGUAAAGGACGAGGAUAAAAUCGUCACAGUUCCAGAUUUUGCACUUCUAAAGAAAAUAUCUGUGGAAGAAUCCCAAAAAGCAGUAAACCAACUACUUGAAGCCAACCAAGAAUUACAUAAAACAUACAUUCUAUCUGGCAUAAGAAAAUCUACUGGUGUCCAUUCAGUAGUCAUUGUAAAUGAGAAAACUUUAUCUGCUGAGAAAAAGCAAUUUGAAAAUCCACAACAAUUAGUAUUUAGUGUGCAAAAGGGGAAAAAUAUAGAUUAUAAUAUAGUUUUUCAAGCAAGUCUAGAUAACUGUUCACUAAAAGAUGCAAUACCUGGCUCAAUUGUAGGAAAGAACUGCAUAAAAAGAAAACUUAUCAAAAAUAUUAUACCUGCUUCAUCAGAUAAUGCAACUAAAGCUACAAAACCUUCUGCAUCUUCUAAAGAUUCAUCAGUCACUAAAACAAUACCUUUAUCAGAAGAGAGAAAAGACGGAUCUGAAAAGCCUAUUAACAAUGAAUCAAAAAAGUCUAAUAAUAUUGUUAACAUGUUUAACAAAGCAGCUCAAAAUAAAAAGGCAGAACCAAAAAGUUUAUCUACCAAUCAGAAACCCAAGCAACAAGGUGGUUUGCAGAACUUUUUCACAAAGCAACCUAGUAAGGUUAGUCAACCAGUAAAAAAAGAAACUAUUGAAACACCUAAUGAAUCUGUAAUUAUUGGUUCUGAUAGUGAAGAGCAAGUUAUGGAUGAUUUAAGAAUGCAGGUGGAUGUUCAAGUAAAAGCUGAGAAAGAAAUUUCCAAGGUUAAAAAAGAGAGUCCUAUAUCACCCCCUAAGAAAAAACAGAAAACUAGCCAAAUCAAUUUAAACAAAAAAUCAGAUCUUUUUGAUUCUGACACUGAUGAGGAAAUAAUGAAAGAUUUGAAAAUGCAACAAGCUGAAACAAAGAAAACUUCUAACUCUACAGGAAAAAAAUCAAAAAGAAAGCCACCUCAAAAGAAGAAUCAAACACCAUCCGAUAAAAAAAGAAAAAGAAUAGUGGUUGCUGAAGAUUCUGACAGUGAUAUUUUUAAAUCAGAUGAAGAUAAUGAUAUUUUAGAAGAUCUUAAGCAUCCUGAAGAAGAACCUGCUGAAGAAGCCAAACCACCCCCGGCACCACCGGGCAAAGCUAAAAGAAGAAAGGCUGUAAAGCGAACUUAUGAAGAUGAUGAAGGCUUUAUUGUCACUCAAACUGAAUAUGUGUAUGAGACAGCUUCUGAAGAUGAAAAUAUACCUAAUAGCAAAAUUUCUAAAAAAGAGACUCCUAAGCCCAAGUUGGAGAAAAACAAUAGUUCAGAAACAGAUGCAAGCCCCAAAGGUGGUACAAACAAGAAAACUCCCAAGAAACCUGCUGCAAAUCAACCAACUUUAAUGAGUUUUUUUAAAAAGAAGUAGAUAAUUGCUAUGCUAGUACUUAUCGUGUGCUGAUUUUGAGGGCAUUGGUUUUAACAAUGUUUUUAUGUAUUUAUGUGGUUAUUAAAUUAUCUAAUUU
Molecule: messenger RNA, 1711 nt
Organism: Anthonomus grandis grandis
Lineage: Eukaryota; Metazoa; Arthropoda; Insecta; Coleoptera; Curculionidae
Gene: cal1
Product: ABC transporter F family member 4
Exons: 2
Coding region: 169-1614 (481 amino acids)
Biological process (GO): nucleotide-excision repair, DNA gap filling; DNA strand elongation involved in DNA replication; DNA replication
Cellular component (GO): nucleus; delta DNA polymerase complex
Molecular function (GO): DNA-directed DNA polymerase activity
Source: RefSeq, a predicted model, not a curated record